CUCUACGAAAGAACCUUGAUUCUAUAAACAUGUUAUUCCUAUAAAAUUAUUAAUGAAAGUAGACCAUGGCUUAUAACCCAGGAAUAAUAUGUUUUCGCCAUUGUUGUUCAGAAAGCAUUUUCAACAAUACAAUGAUAUUCGAAAGAAUGAUGUUUUCCUACUUGGGAAGAAGUUAUAAAAAGAAGUUUCAUCAGAUCAUAAGAAAUGCACCAUAUACCACUGGUCAGUAUAAAUUCGAUGUGAUUGUGAUUGGGGGUGGCCAUGCAGGAACAGAAGCUUGUGCAGCUGCUGCAAGGAUGGGUGCCAAGACCUUACUGGUUACCCACAAGAAAAGUACAGUAGGAGAAAUGUCGUGCAAUCCAUCCUUUGGUGGAAUUGGCAAGGGAAAUCUCAUGAAAGAAGUUGAUGCUUUAGAUGGGGUUUGUUGUCGUAUAUGUGAUCUUUCUGGAAUUCAUUAUCAUGUAUUAAAUAAACGCAAAGGGCCAGCAGUUUGGGGAUACAGAGCACAGAUUGACCGUGGAUUAUAUAAGAAACACCUACAAGAGGAACUAUUCAAUACACCUGGUUUACAAAUAUGCGAAUCUUCGGUAGAAGAUUUAAUUGUACAGGGUGAUUCACCAAGUUGUCAUGGAAUAAUUCUUAAGGAUGGAACAAAAAUAUACAGUGAAGCAGUUGUUAUAACAACUGGUACUUUCCUGAAGGGUCAAAUUAAUAUUGGUUUAGAGAAGAGACCUGCUGGAAGGCUUGGUGAUGAACCCAGUAUUGGUUUAGCCAAUACAUUAGAAAGGGUUGGAUUUAAAAUGGGAAGAUUGAAAACUGGUACUCCGCCGCGGAUAGAGCAAUCUACCAUAGAUUUUUCCAAGUGCCGAGUACAGUUACCAGAUAAAGUAUCAAUGCCUUUCUCAUUCCUUAAUGAAACCGUAUGGCUGCCUGUCGAAAAACAACUAAAUUUGGUAACGGGACCGCGGUACUGCCCGAGUAUAGAAAGCAAAGUCUUAAAAUUCUCAGCAAAUGAGCAUCAAAUUUGGCUGGAACCGGAAGGACUUGACUCACCCGUAACGUACCCGUCUGGGUUGUCCUGUACACUUCCGGCAGAGAAACAGGAAGAACUAAUUAAAUGCAUAGCAGGAUUAGAAAAUGCCAAAAUGCUGACACCUGGCUACGGAGUCGAAUAUGAUUAUAUAGAUCCCAGAGAAUUGAGCGUCAGAUUGGAAACCAAGAGGAUACCAGGAUUGUUUCUUGCUGGACAGAUAAAUGGCACCACUGGCUACGAAGAGGCAGCUGCACAGGGGAUUGUGGCAGGUGUGAACGCUGCCGCGAAGGUCCUCGAGAAGAAGCCAUUAAUAAUCAGUCGAACAGAGGGCUACAUAGGGGUUCUCAUCGACGAUCUCACGACUCAAGGCACCAAUGAACCCUACAGGAUGUUCACCAGUCGUGCAGAAUUCCGGUUAAGUCUACGACCAGAUAACGCUGAUCGAAGACUUACCAGGAAGGGAUAUGAAACAGGCUGCGUGUCAGAAGAAAGAAUGACGAAGACGGAGAAAGUAUUGUCUAAACUGGACGAUAAUAUGGAGUUGCUCCAAACUGAAUUACGAUCGAGUUCGGAAUGGCGGAAAUUGUUGAAAAUUAAAGAGACGAGAAAUAUUUAUGUCAAGUCCGCGCUUGACAUGUUAAAUAUCGCCGACGAAGACGUGACCAUCGAUAUGUUGAUCAAGGCACUUCCGGAUCGGUUUGGGCAUUUGGCCGAUGAUCCGAUUGUCUCGCGAAGAUUGAAGAUAGAGGCGAUUUAUGCUCGAGGGAUUGCGGAACAACAACGAGAGGUCGAUGAAAUCCGCACGAACGAGCAGAUGAUGAUACCUCCAGACAUCAACUAUCACUUGCCUCGAUUGAACUUGUCCAACGAAGAGAAACAAAAGCUAUCGGAACUGCAACCGUGUACAAUUGCCGCAGCCAGUCGAAUCUCAGGAAUAACUCCAGCAACCAUUCUACGACUGAUAUAUUAUAUAAAAACAAAUCCAUGCAGCAUGAGCACCAUGUAA
Messenger RNA from Dufourea novaeangliae, 2039 nucleotides. Its product is annotated as protein MTO1 homolog, mitochondrial. Lineage: Eukaryota; Metazoa; Arthropoda; Insecta; Hymenoptera; Halictidae. The record is from RefSeq and is a predicted model, not a curated record. Gene Ontology annotation, biological process: tRNA wobble uridine modification; tRNA methylation. Gene Ontology annotation, cellular component: cytosol. Gene Ontology annotation, molecular function: flavin adenine dinucleotide binding.